AUUCCUAACCCACACCUGGACACGUCACGAUGGCAGUUUGCUAGUGAGUGCCGUGGCUCAACUCUUACCCGAUUGUGUUUGUGUAGCGCCGUGGGCGUCUUCGGCGCAGUGGAAACUCUGAGAGAGAGACCCACCCACCUUAAGCUAAACACAUACCGAAAGUACUUCCUUGAUCUGUUCUCAUUUAAGGACGAAAAGACCUGAAGCACGGGCAAGCAGAGCUAAACGAUGAGUUAUCCAGGAUAUCCUUCCCAAGGUGGCGGCUACCCCCCCCAGCCCGGCGGAUACCCCCCCCAGCCUGGUGGAUACCCCCCUCAGCCCGGCGGAUACCCACCCCAGCCUGGUGGAUACCCCCCUCAACCCGGCGGAUACCCACCCCAGCCCGGUGGAUACCCCCCUCAGCCCGGCGGCUACCCUCCUCAGCCUGGAGGCUACCCUCCACAACCUGGUGGAUACCCCCCGGCUUCUGGUGGCUACCCAUCUGUGCCUCCUGCCGGCGGCGGGUCCGGCUGGGGCAGUGCACCUGGCUUUUCUUCCAUCGGACUCGAUAAUCUAUCCAAUCCUGGAUUCACCUCUGGCUCUAUCGGAGCAAUGGCUGACCAGAUUUCGGCAUCCAUGGGCGGAGUGAAUCCUAAUCCAGCGAUGUUCUCCCAAGCACCCAGUGGCUUUCCUGCCCAGCCAGGGGGAUACGGGGGGCCUACCCCCAGCCAGCAGCCCUACGGCAUGUACCCGCAACCAGGAGGAAACAUGCCCCAGGGAAUGGGAUAUCCCAGUGGUCCUGCCCCUGGCCAGCCCAUGCCAAGCUUUCCAGGAGCUCCUGCAGCCAAUCCAUCAAUGCCUGCUUACCCAUCAAGCACCCCUGGUGCCCCAGUGGUCCCACCCAUAAAUAGAGGCUACCGAGGCACAAUCAAAGACUUCCCAGGCGCAGACCCGCUGAAGGAUGUAGAAGUCCUUAGAAAGGCAAUGAAGGGCUUUGGCACGGAUGAGCAAGCUAUUAUUGAUCUUCUUGGAAGCCGCUCCAACAAGCAGCGAGUGCCCCUUGUGAUUACCUAUAAAACUGCUUAUGGGAAGGAUUUAAUUAAAGAUUUGAAAUCAGAACUUUCUGGAAACUUUGAGAAAGCUGUGCUGGCCAUGCUGAAAACCCCAGUGAUGUUCGAUGUCUAUGAAAUCAAAGAUGCCAUAAAGGGAGCCGGUACAGACGAGCAGUGCUUAAUUGAGAUUCUGGCGUCCCGUUCAAAUGAAGAAAUCCGUGAGAUCAAUAAAGUUUACAAACAAGAGUUUAAGAAGACUUUGGAAGAUGCCAUUAGCAGUGACACAUCAGGACAUUUCCGCAGGCUUCUCAUCUCAUUGGCUCAGGGUAAUCGCGAUGAAAGCAUGAAUGUGGAUAUCACCUUGGCCAAGCAAGAUGCUCAGAACCUCUAUGCUGCAGGAGAGAACAAGCUUGGAACAGACGAGUCCAAAUUUAAUGCCAUCCUCUGUGCAAGAAGCAAAGCACACCUGAGAGCAGUUUUUCAUGAAUAUCAGCAAAUGUGUGGCCGAGAUAUUGAGAAAAGCAUUUGCCGGGAGAUGUCUGGUGACCUUGAGAAAGGGAUGGUUGCUGUGGUGAAGUGCAUCAAAAACACACCAGGCUAUUUUGCUGAAAGGCUCUACAAAUCCAUGAAGGGAUUGGGAACAGACGACAGGACCCUGAUCCGAAUCAUGGUUUCCCGUUCAGAAGUCGAUAUGCUGGAUAUCCGAGAGGAAUACCGGAAGAGCUAUGGAAAGUCCUUGUACACUGAUAUUACUGGUGAUACCUCUGGGGAUUAUAAGAAAUUGCUGUUGAAGCUCUGUGGUGGAAAUGAUUAAGAGGAGUGGAAGGUCUCAUCAGUCUCUUGAAGAUCUGCCAUACCUGUUGGAUUUGCUUUCAAAGCCAUACUUAAAUGUGUCACUUCUCAUUUUUGCAUUUAGUGAUAUUGCAUGUUUUCUCCUUAUUUCACUGCUUUCACAAAUGUGUACUCAGUAUGUUUGUGCACUUCUUUAUUUUCUAUAAAUCUCCUUGCUGCAGUUACAUGAUUGAUUAGCAGUCUCUUGUUUUGGAGCGAUCGUCCUCUAAGGGUGUUGAAUCUUGGAAAUCAGCUUCGUCAGUACUGGAUAUUAAAAUACUGUUUCAGUGUUUGAAAAUGUUUGAUUAUGGAUUAUAAACAUCUGUUUGAAAAAUAUAUAUAUAUAUUUUAAAAUGUACAUAAGUAACAAAUACAUAUUGCUUGCAAAUGUCCUUUUUAUACUUAGUUUUGUAACUAGGCCAAGAAAAAAAUACAACUGAGUACCAGACUGAAUGCAUAUCAAGUUAAGUCUUUUGUAUGAAUAUGUGUGCAUUGCAUUUGAUUUAACUAUGCAAUAGCUUCCAUAUUAAAGUAAAAAUAUAUUAAGCAGCUUAAUCUUUUUUCAUUCCUGUUAUUCUGUUAAUGCAAAGAAUUCUCAUGUUUAAUGAUGAGAAUUGAGGAUCGUAUUUUUCUAAGAUGUUUUCAAAAUUCCGAUUUUGUAUUGGAUUGUGCAGAUGGGUACCUUGAAUAUAUCAUUGAAAUGUAAAAAACGUAUUUUUACUUUUAAGACCUGGGCAAUGACAUUUAUUAAGAACUUGAGACUUAAUAAAUAAUUGGUACAGGAAUGGCGAGUUUGCAGAAGGAUGCUUUACUACUGCUAGUAUAGAGGUUUGGUAUAGUUCUACACCAAAGUCUUCACUUUUCAAAAUGAUCUGCAGAACAUUAUCAUUGUAUUAAUAAAAAAGGCCAUACAGUGACAUGACUA
Messenger RNA from Lepisosteus oculatus (spotted gar), 2787 nucleotides. RefSeq names its product annexin A11a (gene anxa11a). Gene Ontology annotation, biological process: cytokinetic process; phagocytosis. The record is from RefSeq and is a predicted model, not a curated record. Gene Ontology annotation, cellular component: cytoplasm. NCBI's taxonomy places the organism in Eukaryota, Metazoa, Chordata, Actinopteri, Semionotiformes, Lepisosteidae. Gene Ontology annotation, molecular function: calcium-dependent phospholipid binding; calcium ion binding.